Molecule: messenger RNA, 6710 nt
Organism: Lethenteron reissneri (Far Eastern brook lamprey)
Lineage: Eukaryota; Metazoa; Chordata; Hyperoartia; Petromyzontiformes; Petromyzontidae
Product: intermediate filament family orphan 2-like
Source: RefSeq, a predicted model, not a curated record
GGAAUUCACGAUGCCUGGCUCCUAAUCACCGCUGCAAGCACCGGUAGAGUGCCCAGGGUUCAGCCCAGGGAUCAACCCCUGGACAGUCACGCACGCGAGAUUAAACCAGCUCAAAGUGUCUACAGAGUUUAAGCUGCGCUCCCUGGGCCCACGUGCGGCCUCGGCUCGCACGGCGGAGGCGACGCUCGGGGGGAGGGGGGGCGGUGUGGGGAGGGGGGGCAUGAGCGCGCUCCCCAAGGCCAUGAGUCCGCUGAGCCCCGAGGAGCGGCUCCACGCCGACGAUUUUGCGAUGCGGCCGCCCUCCUUGAUCCCCUCCAUCUACUCAGGGGCGCCGCCAACGCCGCCGCCGCCCUCCGUCAACAUGGCCCUCCGCAGCGACCUGGGCUCCAACAUCAGCCUGCUCAAGACGCUGAACCUGCGCUUCCGCUGCUUCCUGGCCAAGGUGCACGAGCUGGAACGACGGAACCGGCUGCUGGAGCAGCAGCUGCAGGCGGCGCGGAGGCACUCGGCAAAGCAGCGCAACGUCUCCACGCAGACGGACGCCUGCUUCCCGUCGCUGGCGUCAGGCUCGGCGUGGAGCUACGCUCGGCGCGUGGGGGGGGGCGGUGCCGCCGCCGCCGCCGUGGUUGAGGCGCGCCGUGUGUCGGGGUUGGGCCUCCCCACGACGCACGACGUCGGCGUGCAGAUCGACACGAUCACGCCCGAGAUGCGCGCCCUCUACAACGUGCUCUCCAAGGUCAAGCGCGAGCGGGACCACUUCAAGCGCAAGUGGGAGGAGGAGCUGGCGCUGCGCCUGGCGCUGCAGGACACCGUGGUCGUCCUGCAGGAGGAGGCGAAGGAGGCCGAGUUCAUCCAGGACGACCUCACUCAGAAGAUGGAGCGGCUCAAGGCCGAGCUGGUCGUCUUCAAGACCCUGCUGAACGACCAAAUGACGGACCUGGACAGCCGCAUCCAGGAGAAGGCCAUGAAGGUGGACAUGGACAUCUGCCGCCGCAUCGACAUCACGGCGCGGCUGUGCGACAUCGCGCAGCAGCGCAACUCGCAUGACAUGAGCCGCAUGUUCACGUCCCUGCAGUUCUCGCCCAUCAAGGCGGUGGGGACGUCGGCCGGAGCGGGGGGCCCCGGGGGGGGGGCUGCGGGGACCCCCGGGUCGCGCAAGAAGGAGGCUCAUGGGCAGCAAGUGGGGGGCCCCGCGGGGGAGCAGCUCGAGGGAGGGGACGAAGAUCGCUCCGCCCUGACGCUUCCCGAGGGGACCGCAUCGAUGGAGGUUGUCCCGCUGGGGGUGGUGACCCCGUCCGUAGCAACGGCGCCGUUACCGGGGGCGAUCAUCAACGACGACGACGAGAACUCCACGUCCGGGAACAUCACGGACGAGAUGAAGCGCAUCAUCAACACGCUGCGAGAGACGAUGGACUUUGAGGACGACUGCGACAGCCUCGCGUGGGAGGAGACGGAGGAGACGCUGCUGCUGUGGGAGGACUUCUCCGCGUCCCCUCCCAGCGGCGCCGAGGCCUCCCCCGGCGAGAACGACGACACGGUGGAGCGGGUCAUCCUGGAGACGGAGUCGCUGCUCAAGACGCGCGAGCGUGAAUACCAGGAGACGAUCGGACAAAUUGAGCUGGAGCUGGCGAGCGCCAAGAGCGACAUGAGCCGCCACCUGCACGAGUACAUGGAGAUGUGCAGCAUGAAGCGCGGCCUCGACGUGCAGAUGGAGACGUGCCGCCGCAUGAUCGGCCACUCGCACACCGAGGAUGGGUCGACCCCCGAGACUCCGUCCGGGGAGCACGACUCUGAGGGGUCGGAGGACAGCGAUUCUGCGGAGCCUGAAGAUGCCCCGGCCUCCUGAGCACGGGUUCAACUCCUGAGCGAGGCCAUCGGAAUGCCCCGGCCUCCUGAACCCCAUUCACAGAGCACUACCCCUGACCCCAAACCUUGAACCCUGAACCCCUAAACUGAAACUCUGAACCCUCAACAUCGAAUCCAUGAAUCCUGAACCCCAUUCAUAGAGCACUACCCCUGACCCCCAAACCUUGAACCCUGAACCCCUAAACUGAAACUCUGAACCCUCAACGUCCAAUCCCUAACGCUGAACCCUGAACCCCAUUCAUGGAGCACUACCCCUGACCCCUAACCCUGAACGCCUAACCCCUCAGCCCGAAUCCCCAACCCUGAACCCCAUUCGCAAAACACUACCCUGAACCCCUAAGCCUGAACCCCAUACCCUGAACCCCACACACAUAACCCUGAACCUCUCAGCCUGAACCCCAUUCACAGAUCACUCCCCAUAACCCCAACACUGACCCCUAAACCCUGAACCAUAAACCUUAAUCUUGAUCAUGAAGCCCCCUUGAAGCCUGAACCGUGAAUGUAACGUUAUUAUAAUAUGUCACUAAGCCUUGGCCUAACGCUGACCUAAUCCUAACCCUUACCAAAUCUCUAACCCUAGGUAUAUUAUCCUUAACUGUUCAUAAAACUAACGCCCAAACCCGACCCCUACAUUAAUAUCUAAACCUACCCCCUCGUCCGACCCGUAUCCUAAUGUUGAACUCCAAUCCUGAUCCUGCCCGAAUCUCGAGCCCAAAUCCCAACACGUAAUCAGGUCACCUAUCCAGAGAGGCAGUGCUGUGGCGUGAAUCUCAAUGGGUUGACCUCAUCUCCUGGUUGAGUAGGGACACGACAACAAUCCUACGCCGAUCCUGAUCCAAAACCCCAAUUCUACCCUUAUCCUGAUCUCUAACCCCAAUCCUACACCCAUCCUGAUCACUAACCCUAUCCCCUACCCCCCCCCUAAUAAUUUUCCUGUCCCAAUACCUAACCCGAAAACUGCUCCUAACCCUACCCAAAUAUCUUACGCAAAUCCCUAACCCUAUAUCCUAGCCCUACCCGUAUCCUCUCACUUUGCCGCCUAUCCUGCCCUCAAACCCUUCCCCUAAUCCUACACCUACCCAAAUCUCCAACCCUCACCCUUACCCCAAUGUUCCGACCCGAUCCGUAUCCUAUCACUCGACCUGACCUCUAACCCUGACCCCCCAACCCAAAACCCCCCACUCUGACCCUCGGGCUUCCGACACUUGCGCCUAGCCCCAUUCGUAGCAGCGGCUCUCAUUGUGACUCUCACGGCCUAACCCCCCCCCCCCCACCAUCUCACCUGCGUAACCCCCAUCAACAAACGGGACCUCGCCUGGUAGUGAAAUGAAAUCGGCGACGCGCACCGCCACCAGCGGCCCUUCUCUUUGUAGCUGCUGCCCCCCCCUGCCCCUCCGGUCAAAGGCUCCGGAGGGAGGUGUUGGUGGGCAGCCCCUUCCGUUAGACGCGGGUGGGUGGGUGGGGGAACGGGGAAAAUCUACACGAGAGCGAGAGCAUGGAUUCCGUAACGCUACGAGGCUUGGGGAAACGUUUCGGUCGCGUUUCAUCCGCAUCUGGGUGUCGGAUUCUUGCGACGAGGACGGCGCCGUCGGUACUCGCUGCGGACGGGGCACUGGAGGAGUCCCGUCCGGUGUUGGCCGUCGUCUCCUCUGGCAAGCGCGGUGGCUCAGGCCCCAGGGGGCACACGGCUCGACGUCGGUGGUGCUGCAUGGUAUCCCUCCCCGCCCCCCCCACCUCUUCGGCAGCCCACACUGACUGGUUAGGUUAGUGUUAGGCGCUGGUUAGGUUAGUGUUAGGCUAGGGUUAGAUUAGUGUUAGGCUAGGGUUAGUGUUAGGCUAGGGUUAGGUUAGUGUUAGGCUAGGGUUAGUGUUAGGCUAGGGUUAGGUUAGUGUUAGGCUAGGGUUAGGUUAGUGUUAGGCUAGGGUUAGGUUAGUGUUAGGCUAAGGUUAGGUUAGUGUUAGGCGAGGGUUAGGUUAGUUUAGGGUUAGGUUUUGUGCAGGUGGUGGUGGGGGGGGGGGUGGUGGCGCAGCGGUUAGCGCACUGCGCCAUGAACUCGGCAACCUGAGUUCGAUUCCCACUCACGUCCCAGCCAGCAUCAGUGGUGGGUGACAUCAUCCACCAGUCGUCUUCACAACACCGCGCAAGCCGGCGUGGUGACGUAUAGUCAAAUGACCGACAUGGCAUGUGGAGGUAGAUCUUCAUCCAGCAGCAGAUCGACAGAGGAACGUUCGUUUUACGAUUGCUUACACGGAGUUGCAGCGGUCAGUGUGUCAUUGGCACGGUUGGCUCCGUCCGGUGCGAAAGAAGUUCAACGUGUACAUGCGUACAAUGUGGGCGAGAUGUUAACUACCUCGCCUGGUAUACAGGAGGUUGUGGCUUCGAUCCAGACCCGGACGCCGGAGUUUGCAUGUUCUCUCCGUGGUUGCGUGGAUUUAUCCCCAGUUUUCCCCUCCACACGCGUUUAGAGUAUUUGGCCGCUGCUAUACAUUUCCAGAUGACAAUUCACUUUCGUUGAGCCGUCAUUUGUGACGGCCUGGUUGCUUCUGAUAAAGAUCAACGUAGCUCAGUUGGGGCUUCACCUGGUGUAAUGCGCUUCGCGUGCGGGCACUUUCACACAGGGGCUGAGUGGCGGGUUCAGUGACUCUGACACGGCCAUUCUGAGUCCACCAAGAGAGAGACACCCAGACCCAGGACUCAAACCCAGGUCCUCAGCAAUGCUGGUUCAGUGUCUCUGACAUGGCCAUUCUGAGUCCACCAAGAGAGAGACACCCAGACCCAGGACUCAAACCCAGGUCCUCAGCAAUGCUGGUUCAGUGUCUCUGACAUGGCCAUUCUGAGUCCACCAAGAGAGAGACACCCAGACCCAGGACUCAAACCCAGGUCCUCAGCAAUGCUGGCUCAGUGUCUCUGACAUGGCCAUUCUGAGUCCACCGAGAGAGAGACACCCAGACCCAGGAGUCAAACCCAGGUCCUCAACACUGCUGGCCCAUCAUCGUGCUGCUGCCAAACCCCCAACAAUAGUUUCAAACGGUGUGGCAGUCCUCACUCACUCACUGAUGAUGUCUGAUCGGUGGAAGUGUCCCCACCCGCCCUCUAAAAAUGAAUGUACACCACUGGGUUCAGAAGCUCGAACAGAUGCAGACGUUCAGUCACUGGCACAGAGGAGACGAGGAAACAUCCUAGUCCAGACUUGAAAGCAGGUUCGGGGGUGGUGGUGGUGGCAAUGGCCAGAGGGGAGGGAAUUCCAGAGCCCCCUCCCCCCGCGGGCAGGUAGCAGUGGAGAAGGAGGGACCUCGGGCAAAUUAGACGGCUCGAGUGAGCGCGACGCUGGGGGUUUAACCGUCUGCUGCUGCAGAUUUAAACUUAAACUUGGGUUUUUUUGGUAAAGUCACAUCGGUAAAAAAUAAAAUAAAAAUCACGACGUUUCGGAGGCAACAGAAGCCUCCGUCUUCAGGUGGAACCGUCACAGCACGCUUGCUGUAUGCAGUCACGAAAGAUUCAAAUCUAGAAUUAAACUAUAAACUAAACUAUUUUUUAAUUACCAGGGAAUGCCCCACUGAGUUAUGCAGCUCCUUUUUGUUUCUGUCUAUAAGCGACCUGGAAUCACAAGUGAUAGCUUGGCCAGGUGGCUUAUCGACAUUACGUGGAAAUGUCUGGCAGCGGCCAAAUAUUCUGAACGCAUGUCGACGUCGAUUCGAAAUGUGGAGGGGGAAAAGAACGCGGGACCCGGAGAAAAAUCCACGUGACCACGGAGAGAGAGAGAUACGCAAACUACAAAUAUAAAGCAGGCAUCGGGGUCGGGAUCGAACCCGUGACCACCUGCAUAUCAGGCAAGGCAGUUAACAUCUCCUAGCCACAAUCAUGAGUCAAAGCUCAUGGUUGUCAAACUGAGAAGUGGGAUUUGUGCUGGUGAUGGCUUGGACAUGAGCCGAGACGGCGAAGCUAGCGAGGGUGGUGGCUCGUGCAUGUGGAGCGUCGCUUGGGAAAAUCGUUGCGUUAAUUAUGAAGGCAGAGGAAGUCGGGUUUGAUGUCUCAGCUUAGUUGCGAGCGGUCACGUGGGAGUUAAUCGUUCGUCGGGCCACGUGUGCCGGCGACAUGGUUUCGUCUCGCAUGAGGGUAGUGAUUCCACAACGAUCCGAUAGAUGCGGGAACGGAUCACUUGUUUACCAUCGGUGUUGCCUUGAGACUCGAGUUGACCGGGGAUUCUGGACCGGAGUCUCGGUCGAGACUCAACUCCAGGAGAGCGGGUCUUAGGAUCGGAGUCUCAGUUCAGACUCGGCUCCAGGAGACCGGAUCUCAGGAUCGAGAAUCUUGAAACUUAACAUCAAGAGACCGUGUCUCAGGAUCGGAGUCUCAGUUGAGACUCGGCUCCAGGAGACCGGAUCUCAGGAUCAAGAAUCUUGAAACUUAACAUCAGGAGACCGUGUCUCAGGAUCGGAGCCGGUCUCGGGAUCAGAGUCUUGAGACUCGGCUCCAUGAGUCCAGAUCUUGGGUUCGAAAAUCUUAAGACUUAACUUCAGGAAACCAGGAUCCAGAGUCUCAGUUGAGACAACUCCAGGAGACCGGGUCUCAAGAUCGUAGUCUUAAUUGGAACUGAUAUUUAAGCCGUAGUGAACCCAUGUUCCCAUGACUUUGUUCUAGGCUGUGUAUUGUCCUGCAAGUGAAACUAGACCGACUGCUGAGGAUGAUUGUUCAGUUGUGGUCAUUGCAUGUGCUGGUCCAUUCAUUAGAUAGCACGGCCGUGCUCCAUCGCGAUACCACGAAACACGCAGGGAAGGCUGCUCGCUUCACCAUGGACAGGUUACCCGAAUCACGAAAAGAUGCAAUAAACUCAAAAGCUGCU